AUGUCUCUUUCCUGUUCUGAAACAUACCGCAAUCUCCAGAAAGAUGAUGAUUGCUUUAACCUUCGCUUGCAAGAAAUCAGCCGUGAAAUAGAGGUUAUUUUGGUGAAAACAGCCCAGCAACGAGAAGAUUUGCUUGGUCGGUCUCAGGCCUCACCAUUGCGGCACGUUAUCGAAGGUAAUCUGCAGGACAUCUCUGGCCCGGCUGUAGCUAUUCCAGAAAUGAUUCCAUCCAAUCUAUUUAACGAAGGUGUGGCUGUCAAACAACAACAAAAACAGUUUACCGAAAAUCAGCUACUUGCUCUUUUAGAACCCUUGGUUGAGACGAAAGUCCAUCAGAUCCUACAGGGGUUUAUAGGGAAGGUGGAACGCACUCAAAACCAACAGGAAGAAACCGAAAACAGCAUGAUCGCGCUUUCCGAAGAUUACCGGGAACAGCGCAGGAUGAUGCAAAACAGCCUAACCUUAUUCAAACACCAAACUUCCCGACUUCAACAUUUUGAAACCGAUUUCAAAGACCAUGAACAGCGUUGUCAAGAACGAUUAACCCUUAUUAACGACUCAUUAGGGGCUCUCAACGAAAAGUCGCAGCUCAGUGAACAGCGGGCCGUACGUCGUCUCGACGAACUGGUAAAGAACCAUCACGAAACCGUUCUUCACUCUCUGACAGAUAUGGAAACUCAUGUCCAUCAAUGGAAAGGCGAUGUUGAAAGUUUAGUCUAUCGACAAGUAUCCGAUUGGCGAUUAUGGAGUGAUGAGCUCGAGGCGCAUGUCGCCCGCUUGCAAGGGGUCCUUGGUAGUGUUGCCGAGACGGUCAAUAAACACACGGUCGAUCUACGUAAUUUGAUGGAAACAGUACUGGAAAAACAUAGUGAAAUACGCUCAUGCCGACGCGAUGUGAACCGUCUUGAAAUGCUGAUUCACUGUGGCGGCAAUCUUUUAUAUACAGGGAAAGACCGCGAAAUCGCCGCCGUCGAGGGUUAUUUUGACCGCAUUCCACUCAUUGAUGGAGUCAAAGGCUCCGAGCCAAGUUCGAUGGUCUCGUUUCGGGAACUUAGUCAUGUCAAGGAUCAAGUCAAUUUCCUUUCUUGCCGAAUUGAGGACUUGGAAAGGUGUUUUGGGAAACUGGGUUCAGCACAUAUAAAGGUUGACAGCAAUUUUAACGGUGGUGGAAUGAACAGCGACAGGGCAACGUUGCGACGGCUCGAUCAUGCCGAGCUUCUCAACCGCUCAAACCAUCACGAUUCCGCCGCAGAGCGGAUGUCCAAUUCAGUGCCUUUUCGCUCCAUGCCAUCAAUGUCGAGUAUGGUAUCUCCUUCCGAGCGUCAAGCGAAGGGAAUCAAAACAAUGACCAACAAUGCCACUGCUCGACUUUUACCUCAAGAUAAGCAAACCAGGCGAAAAACUAAACAUUAUGAAAAAAAUUAUGCUUUUUCAUCUUCUCAGCCUUACGAACAAACACCCCUUACAAGUGUUAAUACUUCCACUCUAUCACAUUCGGAGAGACAGCUAACUCACUUUAAUGUGAGGGAGCAUGGUGGUAUCCCUCGUAAUUCAACACCUGAAAAUCCCGUUGAGUGUGUUGGGGAGAUUGAAGCGGGGAUACGGAAUUAUCGUAAAAACAAACCAUAUGUACAUGACAAACUAUAUCCUCUGCAGUGCUCGUCUGCGACACCUCUUCAAGCCCCAUCAGAUGAAGCACGUGUGGAUGAGAGAGAAGAUCCAAAUAUUCCAGACACUAUCAACAAACAGGAAGGCUCUUCUUUAUUUUUAGCACCUAUGCACAAAAAUACGCCUUUUCCAGAAUAUAAUCAAGUGGCUCAGAAUCGGCGACACGCUGCGGACGACGAUGUCGACACUGAGGAAGUGAAUUCCUAUCAAAGUAGAACAGAGUCUCCUAUGUAUCACAAAUAUUUUGACAAAGAAAUACACGACAACGGACGUAUUCCACCAAUACAUCAAGACCAGUACCUGCCAGCCCCUGUAAGUGAUUCAGAAAGUGAGCGAAUUAAUUAUAAACUCUCCAGAUUGGCGAUUGACUAA
Molecule: messenger RNA, 2040 nt
Organism: Phytomonas sp. Hart1
Lineage: Eukaryota; Euglenozoa; Kinetoplastea; Trypanosomatida; Trypanosomatidae
Source: the annotation of a GenBank genome assembly